AUGCUCCUGGACACCACGGCGGUUCUGGGUGAACUGGGAUGGAGGACAUAUCCAGCAAACGGAUGGGACGCCAUAACGGAGAUGGACGAGCGGAACCGUCCCAUCCACACCUUCCAGGUGUGCCAGGUGAUGGAGGGCCACCAGAACAACUGGCUGGUGUCGGAGUGGGUGGCCCGGCGCGCCGCCCAGAAGGUCCAGGUGGAGGUGCGCUUCACCCUCAGGGACUGCAGCUCCAUCCCCUGGGUGGGCGGCACCUGCAAGGAGACCUUCAACCUGCUCUACAGAGAAUCUGAUACACCGUUGCCGUCUAGCGCCGUUCCCACUACACAUCCCCCGACCCACUUUGCCAAGGUGGACACCAUUGCCGCUGACCAGAGCUUCACUCAAACAGACCUGGGGGACCGUGUGCUGCGCCUCAACACUGAGGUGCGUCAGGUGGGUCCACUGAGCAGGAAAGGCUUCCACCUAGCCUUCCAGGACCUGGGGGCCUGCAUCGCCCUGGUCUCCGUCCGCGUCUUCUACAAGAAGUGCCCCACCACCGUGCGGAACCUGGCCGUGUUCCCCGAUACUGUGCCCCGCGGAGACACCUCCUCCGCCCUGGUGGAGGUGCAGGGGAGGUGCGUGGAGCACGCGGAGGAGCGCGAAGAGCCCAAGCUGUACUGCGGGGCCGACGGCGACUGGCUGGUGCCCCUGGGGCGCUGCGUAUGCACCGUCGGCUACGAGGAGGCACACGGACUCUGCCUGGGCUGCAGUCCUGGCUUCUACAAGGCGUUUGCAGGCAACAUCAGGUGUUCCAAGUGCCCUCCCCACAGCUCCAGCUCUGCUCCCGCCGCGGCCGUCUGCACCUGUGACAGGAACUACUACAGAGCCCCCAGUGACCCGCCCACCGCCGCCUGCACCAGACCGCCCUCUGCUCCGCGUGAUUUGCUGGUCAGCAUCAAUGGCUCCUCCCUCUUCCUGGAGUGGGAGGCGCCCGCCGACCCUGGGGGGCGGAGAGACGUGACCUACGUGGUGCACUGCUGGAGGUGCACAGGAGGAGGAGCAGGAGGAGAGGAGUGUGAGGCGUGUGAGGAUGAUGUCCACUUCCUGCCACGCCCCCUUGGCCUCAGCUCCACCCGCGUGGCCAUCCAGGACGUGCUGGCCAACAGCAACUACACCUUCCAGGUGGAGGCUCUGAAUGGAGUGUCUGCUCAGGCCAACCGCAGACCAGCAGCACUGAACAUCAGCAUCAGCACCGCCCCAGCAGGUCCAUCGAUGGUGGGACUGAUCAGGAAGGACUGGGCCACUCAGACCUCCAUCGCCCUCUCCUGGCAUGAGGUGGAACAGUCACCCAGCCCCAUCCUGGACUACGAGAUCAAGUACUAUGAGAAGGAUCAAAAGCACCUGAGUUACUCCUCCAUCCGCUCCCUGACGGCUGGCGUUGUGGUAUCAGGUUUGAGGGCGUCGACACUCUACGUCUUCCACGUUCGAGCUCGCACAGCCAACGGCCUCAGCAGCUUCAGCAGUCCUGCCGAGUUCUACACCGAAGACAAGACUCCGGAGCUGGUGUCCUCUCAGGCCUCUGUGCUGGUGAUGGUGCUGGCCACGGUGGGGGGCUUCUCUCUCCUCGUCAUCCUCACCCUCUUCCUCCUCAUCACCGGACGGUGCCAGUGGUGGAUCAAGACCAAGAUGAAGUCCGAGGACCAGAGGAGGUCACAUUACCACAACGGACAUGCGGUUCCGUUUUCGGGGGGUAAGACGUAUGUGGACCCGGACACCUAUGAGGACCCCACACAGGCCAUCAAGGAGUUCGCCCUGGAGAUCGACCCGGCCCAGAUACGAAUAGAGAGAGUCAUUGGAUCAGGGGAGUUUGGGGAGGUGUGCAGCGGGCGCCUGUGCUCCCCAGGUAGACAAGAAGUGGGCGUGGCCAUCAAGACCCUGAAGGGCGGCUACACGGAGCGGCAGAGGCGGGACUUCCUGCGAGAGGCAUCAAUCAUGGGCCAGUUCCAACACCCCAAUAUCAUACGGCUGGAGGGGGUGGUGACCAAGAGUCGUCCUGUCAUGAUCAUUGUGGAGUUCAUGCAGAAUGGAUCCCUGGACUCUUUCCUCAAGAAGCAGGACGGGCGUCUGACGCUGGUGCAGCUGGUGGGCAUGCUGCGGGGCAUCGCGUCGGGCAUGGCCUACCUGUCGGACAUGGGCUACGUGCACCGCGACCUGGCGGCGCGCAACAUCCUGGUGGACGAGGCGCUGGUGUGCAAGGUGUCCGACUUCGGCCUCUCGCGCGUACUGGAGGACGACCCCCAGGCCUCGUACACAGCUGUGGGAGAGAAGAUCCCGAUCCGCUGGACGGCUCCCGAGGCCAUCGCCUGCAGGAAGUUCACCUCGGCCAGCGACGCCUGGAGCUACGGCAUCGUCAUGUGGGAAGUGAUGUCAUACGGGGAACGCCCCUACUGGGAGAUGUCCAAUCAGGACGUGAUCCUGUCCAUCGAGGAAGGCUAUAGGCUGCCGGCCCCGAUGGGCUGUCCCCUGGAGCUGCACCAGCUGAUGCUGCACUGCUGGCAGAGGGACCGCCGGCUCCGCCCACAGUUCUGUGACCUCCUCAGCUUCCUGGAGAAACUCAUACACAACGGGUACACUACAUGAAUACACACACACGCACGCACACAAUCUCUGGAGUCGCUGGACUACCCCUUCUUCAUCUCCGUCGGUGAUUGGCUGGACUCGAUCAAGAUGAGCCAAUACAAGAACAACUUCAUCGCCGCCGGUUACACCACGCUGGACUCAGUGUCUGUCAUGACCAUUGAGGAUGUGCGAAAGAUCGGCAUUACCCUCAUCGGCCACCAGAGGAGGAUAGUGAGCAGCAUACAGACGCUGAGGCUGCAGCUGCUCCAAGUGCAGCAUUAUAACUUUCAUGUAUGA
Molecule: messenger RNA, 2898 nt
Organism: Engraulis encrasicolus (European anchovy)
Lineage: Eukaryota; Metazoa; Chordata; Actinopteri; Clupeiformes; Engraulidae
Gene: epha6
Product: eph receptor A6
Exons: 20
Biological process (GO): protein phosphorylation; ephrin receptor signaling pathway; axon guidance
Cellular component (GO): plasma membrane; dendrite
Molecular function (GO): protein binding; transmembrane-ephrin receptor activity; ATP binding
Source: RefSeq, a predicted model, not a curated record